AUGAAAGAUAUUCAAGAUAACUUACAUUCUUUAGAAUUUGAAUCUUAUUAUGAGUAUUUUUUAAUAAACACUUUUCAAAAAGGAUUUAGUAAAAGUGGAUGCGUCGAUGCUGAAGAACUUAAAAGAAGAGACCACGGUAUUUAUUAUCAAAAAAUUCAGAUGAACAACAUUGAAGAUGAAAAUGACACAUCGGAGAACACUCGUAAUUUUGGUGGCAGUUACCAAGGCUCUUCGUCAAAUAAAAAUAACUCGAAAUCACUGUCUAAACCCGUUACUAUUAGGAGAUCAUCUAGACUCUCAAAAAAAGAGAAAGAAAAGGAAAUUCUAAAACGGACAAGCGAUAAUAAGAAUCUAAAUAAUAAAAAAUUUAAGUCAGCCAAGGUAGGAAAGCCUAUCCCACAAAGCUCAACCAAUAAGAAAACCGAUGAUAUCGAUAAUAAAAUAGUUAUUUGUGAUUUAUUGGAAGCUUUGGUGGAAAAAAUACCCACACCCUCGAGACGUUCUGAUUGGGUAUUAAGUCCUAAAAAUAAAUACGUUCCAGAAAAAAAUACACCUAUUAAACCUAAAAACGACAAUUUGGUGAAAAUAUAUCAGUUGACAUCAAACCCUAAGAUACAAAACAUACUUAAAAAGUACAAAAAAAACUGA
Molecule: messenger RNA, 648 nt
Organism: Saccharomycodes ludwigii
Lineage: Eukaryota; Fungi; Ascomycota; Saccharomycetes; Saccharomycodales; Saccharomycodaceae
Gene: RFM1
Product: Rfm1p
Exons: 1
Coding region: 1-648 (215 amino acids)
Source: RefSeq, a predicted model, not a curated record